AUUACGUGAGAGGCCCCUUUUGAGCUGCUUAAGUUUAGGGCUGAAACUAUUCCUCAAGUAACAUGAUUACAAAAAAAAAAAAAAUUAUUUAGGUAAAUUCCUCUGCCUUGAAGCCUCUUUUAAUUUAUUCUAAAUCCCACAUCAUGUUCAGAUCUUAUUCAUGCAAUUAUAAAUAAAUAGUAAACAUAUGACCUCAUAUGUCCUCAUAUGUGACCACAGAUAUUUAAAAAAAAAAAAAAACAAUUAUUUGUCCAUCAAAAAUUCUCUGGUCCCAGUGUGCAAGUCCACAAUACAUUCCUGACACAUAUCCUCAAGUGGGAUUUUAAAAUCUUUCUUAUUUAUUUUUUCACAAGCAAAAGUUUGUCAAACCCCCCCCCUCCCCCCGACCCCCCACCCACACACACACAUUCUGCUCAUAACUUGGAACUGGGUUCUAACUAUAUUCAAUGCUUACUAAAUGUGAAAGAGUCAUUUUGUUCUUUGUCUCUCACUUACACAGAACAAAUAUCUAAUGUCAGGCUUAUUGCUCCAGAAGAAUCAUUAAUAGAGGGAGAAUCAUUUGCUAAAAUCAGCUCUGAGGGAACUGGCAGCAUCACUUCUGGAGUGAUGAAAAAUAACAGUCCUCUGUCUCCUAGCAACAGCAUCAUUUUCUCAUCUGAUAACAGAUCAGUGUCCAUCAGUCCAGUGUAGAGAUCAGACAGUGGAGAAUAUCAGUGUACAUAUAGAAACCCUGUCAGCUCUGAGAUGGCAAAACUCAGCCUGAUCAUCCACUAUGGACCAGACGAUGUUUCUAUUAAGGUUCUGGAUGUGGUGGAUUUAGGCGUUCGUGUAUCGCUCUCUUGUUCUGCAAAUUCUGAACCUUCUGCCUCAUUCAGCUGGAAGUUUAAUGGAGCAGACACUGAUGUGACCACAGACACAUUCACCAUAGAUCAGACUGACUUCACACACAGUGGAGAUUAUGAAUGCACAGCCUGGAAUAGUGUGACAAAGAGAAGCGUUUCACAAAAACAUGCUUUAAUAGUUAAAGUAGGUGGAGGAGAUGGAGGUGGAAGAUACUGUAUCCCAGAGAACAAGUAACCAUUGAAUUGCAAAAUGGAAUAGAAUUAAUGUUUCAAGACAAUGUUGAUUCAGUGCCACUUCUGCACCCUCAUUUAAUGGUGAAAUAAAAAUGUUAAAAUUACAAUUGUUAAGUUAUUCAAUCAAUAUAAC
Molecule: messenger RNA, 1209 nt
Organism: Carassius auratus (goldfish)
Lineage: Eukaryota; Metazoa; Chordata; Actinopteri; Cypriniformes; Cyprinidae
Product: carcinoembryonic antigen-related cell adhesion molecule 1-like
Exons: 3
Coding region: 745-1077 (110 amino acids)
Source: RefSeq, a predicted model, not a curated record